GCCCUGACUGUCCGUGGUACGCAUGUGAAUUUGAACCAAAAAUAUAGAAAUUGUUUAUUUUACAUAAAUGGUAAAUUAAAAUGCCUGCUGUAACAGAAAAUGAUGUCCUGGUAUACAGAGGCAGUAACUUCUUUCGUCAAAGAUUAAUACUUUCGAGUUUAAGUGGACGAGCCAUCAGAAUAGAGGAGAUUCGAAGUACACACGACGAUCCAGGGCUUCGGGAGUAUGAAGUGAGCCUCAUUCGUCUUCUAGACAAAGUGACGAAUGGAACAAGAGUUGAACUUAGUGAAACCGGCACAUCUUUGUAUUAUCAGCCCGGAAUUUUGAUUGGAGGCCAGGUUACACACAGCUGUUGUCCGCAAAGGGGUAUAGGAUACUAUUUGGAAGUGCUAUUAGCUCUAGGGCCCUUUUGUAAGGAACCACUGAAUGCAGUACUACAGGGUGUGACACAUAGUGAACUGGAUGUAUCUGUAGAUAAACUGAAGACAGCCGCUUUACCUAUACUGCUGAAAUUUAUUCUGGUUGAUGAUGGGCUGGAACUAAAAGUCAUAAGAAGAGGAGCUCCACCUUUAGGGGGUGGCGAAGUGGUGUUCCGGUGUCCAGUGCGUCGUCACCUGCGUCCUCUGCAGUGGACCACGUGGGGCCUAGUGAAGAGGAUACGAGGAGUUGUGUACGCAUUACGGGUGUCACCAACUAUGGCCAAUAGAGUUGUGGACUCAGCCAAAGGAGUGAUGCUCAAGUUUCUGCCGGACGUGUACAUCAACACGGACCAGUGCCGGGGCUCCAAUGCCGGCAAGAGUCCCGGGUUCGGGGUCAGCCUCGUCGCAGAGACCAACGAGAAGACCUUUUACUGCGCAGAAGCGAAAUCCGUCGAAGCUGGUAAAGGUGAGAUCACCCUGCCCGAGGACUUGGGUCGCGAGUGUGCUCUGCGCCUAUUGGAUGAAAUCGCUCGAGGCGGCGCCGUCGACUCCGCCUUCCAAUGGCUAUUGGCUCUGUGGAUGGCGCUCGGACAGAAGGACGUCAGCGUCUGCAUAGUUGGCCCGCUGUCAGACUACACAAUAAGCUUCCUCCAACAUUUAAAAGAGUUCUUCGGUGUCAUGUUCAAACUGGAAGCCAUCGUUCAGGAGUCUGAAGAGUCUGAUGAUGAGGAGGAUAUGCCGUUAGCAAACAAAAUAAAGAUGACCUGUGUCGGAAUAGGCUAUGUUAAUAUCAGCAAAAGGACGUUGUGAAGUGGUUACGGUGUUAUCAUACUGUGCUUCAUUAACUGUGGUGUUACUAUAAGUGAAAAAUGUUGUGUUGCCAUUGCAAAAUGAAUUUUUUCCAUAGCCAA
Chilo suppressalis (striped riceborer) is the source of this 1330-nucleotide messenger RNA. The record is from the annotation of a GenBank genome assembly. NCBI's taxonomy places the organism in Eukaryota, Metazoa, Arthropoda, Insecta, Lepidoptera, Crambidae.